CGACAUUGAUACCUAAUCUAUCAAAAUCGAAGCAGACGUAGGUCUUUGAAAAGUGAAUUCCACGUCAAAUUUGCCCAGUUUUGGGGUAGGUAUAGGUAGUUCUAUUUCCAUUUUUUGUUGAUAAUACUUGUAAAAACCAAUUAUUUUCUUCAUCAUGGGAUUGAUCUUAAAAUUUGUUUCACAUCGGGAGUUCAUAGGAACUAAGAAUUGGACAAUAUGGUACACUGUUUGCCAAAACCAUAUAAGUGAAUUUCUCUUCCUAUCUAAAAUCAUCAGCAAAAUAACAAUCUAGUUAGUAGUAUUACUCACAUACAGCUAAUAAGUUACAUUUUUUCAUCAUAUUAAAGACUUCAAUCAGGUGAUAAUCAAUCGUUUUCUCUUUUCCAAGAACAAUCUUCAAAUUUGUUCCACGUUGGAGUUUGUACAGAUUGAGAUAAAUUGGGCACCACAUCAUCCCAUACCCAUAAUAUCUAAUGCUUUCCAAAGCAACUCCAGCAACUUCUUCCUAUCAAAAACACAAGAAAAAAAAUAAACUAAUACCGAGUAAAUCAGGAUUCCGAGUUCAUUAUCAUAUCACAUCGAAUAUAUCUACAUCCAUUUGCUUAUCAAAACGAUUGAAACGUAAAACUAUGAUAAAAUUUCGAGUCGUUUGAAACGCUAGUUCAUUGGGCACUUCCGCGUACCCAUCUCAAAGUUGCAAAUUUUCUACAACCAUUUUGUAAAACUGUUUUUUUUGAAAUGAUAAUCUCCAAUGGAAUCACAUUUCAAGGCAUUAUUUUUUUAUACAUCAUUUUAAUAUCGAUGGUACAAAUUCACUGUUACAAUCAAUCCAGCAUCGACGACGUCAAAAACCUCAUAUCGAAUGCUAAACACAUCCUCGUUCUUACUGGACCAGCCAUCAUACCAGAGUUAAAAUAUCCCAACUACAGAGAUGACAGUUACAUGUGGAGGGACACGAUAUCUUCAGAUUUGGCUACUUCCGAUGCCUUCGAACGUACACCGGACAAAGUAUGGGAAUUCUACAGCUACCUCAGAUCGUUAGCAUUACCAUUUGAAUCAAAUCAGGUUCAUCAUACUUUGGCAGCUUUACAACAACGUUUCAGGGAGGAAAGUCGACAGCUAACUGUGGUCACCCAAUGCGAAGACGAUCUGCAUAGACAAGCUGGUAUCCAGAAUGUGAUCGAUUUGAACGGGUGUAUUUUUAGAACGAAAUGCAUACGCUGCGGUGAGAAAGAGUAUAACAGAGAUGAUCCCAUUUGCGAGGCAUUGAAAGGAUACCAGAACGCUGGAUUACCUCACGUCAUAUCUAGAGAAGAUCUGCCACACUGUAAACGACGCGGAUGUCAUUCUUUACUAGGCCCAGAUAUGGUUUGGUAUCAUUCUUCGUUGGAUAAAAUAACUUACAAGAAUCUCGUGCGUGUGGUCAACGAAGCAGACCUGUUUAUAGUAAUUGGGAGCCCAACUGACAGAGGUUAUGCCAGGGCUUAUCAGCCGCAAUUCGAAGAUGAAGACAUUCCUUGCAUCGAAUUCAAUCCUGUCGAGUCAGAAAGAUCGUUUACAUACACGUACAGCUUUAUAGGACCACUGAACGAAACCGUGCCAAAAUUCUUACAGCAUGCUGCGCCAACAACCACCACUCCUAUGGAAAACAUAGACGAUAUGAUUAUCAAUUAUAAAGACGAUAAGGAUGAUUAUAAACAUGACGAACCUGAGUGGCUCGAUGACAUGGAAACCAACAUUUCGACUGAAUGAUUGCGGAUCACAACCAGUAUCAUUGUUCAAAAAUGGUAAAAACAAGUCAGCGAUGCGAAAUCCAAGUCCAAAGAUAACAUCCCAGCCGUCGAAUCCAAUUCCAAAAUCACUUCAGUGGAUUAGUAUAUUUAUUAUCAAUAAAUACGUCUUCACACCCUAAUAGUUUAUAUGUACGCAAGUUGAUAAGGUGCACCGGGGGAAGUUGGAUGAAAACUUGCUCUAGUGCCUAGAGGUUAAUAUCUGGCGAAGUGCCAAUAAAGGUGACUUGAGGGUACUACCCCUACUUCAUCACGGCAUAAAAAUUUUCGCGAUUCAGUUUCAUUUUAGAUGUCUUUGGUUCAAUUGUAUUUUGUUGUUGUUUUGAACUUGUUUUGAAUUUGUUCUAAAAUAAUACAGACUUUCUGUUUCUUA
Molecule: messenger RNA, 2163 nt
Organism: Planococcus citri (citrus mealybug)
Lineage: Eukaryota; Metazoa; Arthropoda; Insecta; Hemiptera; Pseudococcidae
Product: NAD-dependent protein deacylase-like
Exons: 6
Coding region: 739-1752 (337 amino acids)
Cellular component (GO): nucleus
Molecular function (GO): histone deacetylase activity, NAD-dependent; NAD+ binding
Source: RefSeq, a predicted model, not a curated record